CGUGUGAGUCGUACAUCCACAUGUGCUGCGAGACGUUUGGUAUGCCGAUCAUUAUUCUGCGCAUUAACAACAUCUAUGGGCCUAAUCAGUGGGAUGUCAAGGUGGUACCAUGCUUUAUUGAAGUAGCUAAAAAUAAGAAGAAGUUCACGGUUCAAGGAACUGGGAAACAACUGAGAUCAUGGCUGUACGUGGAUGAUGCGUCCGAAGCCAUCAGACAAGUUAUUGAGCAUGGAAAGCUACACGAAAUUUAUAACGUUGGAACAUAUUUUGAAAUGAAUGUUCCUGUAGAAUUUGUCAGUGUACCGGAUCGGCCGUAUAACGAUCAGCGUUAUUUGCUUGAUUACACUAAAAUCAAUAAGGAGCUUGGCUGGAGCCCGCAGAUCCCAUUUGAGGAAGGAAUUCGGAGGGUGGUUGCCUCAUCAUUGAGUGCUCGGAAAAGCAGCCAGAAAAUGCGUGUUAUUAUUUAUGGUGGGACGGGUUGGAUCGGACAGCAGUGCUGCAAGAAGAUGUUCGAAAGAAACAUUCCUUUUGUGUUAGCCGAAUGUCGAAUUGGGAAAAACAGCGAUGAGGAGAAAAUGCGUGUUGUUAUUUAUGGUGGGACGGGUUGGAUCGGACAGCAGUGCUGCAAGAAGAUGUUCGAAAGAAACAUUCCUUUUGUGUUAGCCGAAUGUCGAAUUGGGAAAAACAGCGAUGAGGAGGUAUGAAU
Molecule: messenger RNA, 706 nt
Organism: Gongylonema pulchrum
Lineage: Eukaryota; Metazoa; Nematoda; Chromadorea; Rhabditida; Gongylonematidae
Source: the annotation of a GenBank genome assembly